AGGUUUGUGGACAUCUCGCCGUUUGUUUACAAGCGACUGACUAACGUCUGUGAAUUGCCCUGUCUACAGUGAGCUAACUGAAUAAUUAAACUUCACACGUCGGUUGUAAAGAUGGGAUGUGAUGGCGGCACGAUUCCUAAAAGGCACGAGUUAGUAAAAGGCCCCAAAAAAGUAGAGAAGGUCGAUCGAAAUGCAGAGCUGGCGGCCAAAUGGAAGCACUGUGCCCUGAGUCAGGAAAAACUCAGGCAGCCUAUCGUUUCUUGUGACUUGGGGAGGCUCUACAACAAAGAUGCCGUCAUAGAAUAUCUUCUGGAUAAGACUGCAGAAAGACCCAACACUGAGGCUGUUACACAUAUCCGUGGGCUAAAGGACAUAAAGGAGCUGAACUUGACUGAUAAUCCGGAGUGGGAGGGAGAAGGAAGAAAUGCUAAAGGAGACCAAUAUGAGGACAUUCACCGCAGCAUGUUUAUUUGCCCUGUUGUUGGGUUGGAGAUGAAUGGCAAGCACAGGUUUUGUUACCUGCAUGCCUGUGGCUGUGUUUUCUCUGACCGUGCCCUAAAGGAAGUCAAGGCAGAAAUCUGCCACAAGUGUGGCGAACCAUUUAAAGAGGAGGACGUCAUCGUGCUCAAUGGCACCAAGGAGGAGGCGGAGCAGCUGAAGAAGAAGAUGGAAGAAAGACGAGCCAAAGUCAAAACAAAGAAAUCCAAGAAGAGCAAAGGGGCUGGAACAGUGUCCACACCAUCAGAUGUGGUGGGGCCCUCUGGAUCCUCUGGAUCCUCCAGCUCAUCUGAGGGUACAAAGUCUUUGACAGCCGCUGCCACCAAGAGAUCCGUCCAGGUCAUGGAGGGGAAGUCUGAGGUCUUCAAAUCCUUGUUCACAUCCCACAGCUCUGCCAAACGCACUAAAGAUCAGACAUCCAACUGGGUUACCCACACCCCAUAUCAUUUCUAGUUACUUUAACUAACACUUGGCCCAGUGACUACUGUUUUUACAUCUCUUAUGGCGUGUUUCCACCAAGUGGAACGGUUCAGUACGUUUCUGGAUGUCUUGCUUUAGUUUCCGUUCGGUACCAAACCGAACUGUACCAUGGUGGAAACACCUCUCUCUCUGUCUCUCACUCUCUCUCUCUCACUCUUUCCCUCCCCCUCUCUCCCUCACACACACACACACACACACACACACAGACACACACCCCUAUGACCUUUAAUAAUGUCACCAAUGUGUGAACUCUUUCCCAACGUCUUCAGUCCCCAGUAGCUCAGUGUUUACAUGUUGUGUGCAUUUUGUUAAUGGCUCCCAAAGCUGUUCAGACUCUUUGUUUGCUAACCUAAUUCCUCCCCCAUGUAUUCCCCAGCAUGAGUGUGUCUCAGCGGCUUUGAGAAUGGAUGCUAGGGAGACUUUAUUGUCACUGUCACUCUGCUGCCUCCUGGUGGACAGUCUGUACAAAGGCUAGAUUUGACUCUUAAUCACAAUCUCUUUAUUUCUAGAAUACAUUUAUAAAGUUUAACCAUCAUUUAAUCAUCAA
This is a messenger RNA of Solea solea (common sole), 1525 nucleotides long. It is a transcript of the gene rtf2, whose product is annotated as replication termination factor 2. The transcript is spliced from 8 exons. The coding region runs from base 112 to 951 and encodes 279 amino acids. Lineage: Eukaryota; Metazoa; Chordata; Actinopteri; Pleuronectiformes; Soleidae. Gene Ontology annotation, cellular component: nucleus. Gene Ontology annotation, biological process: site-specific DNA replication termination at RTS1 barrier; mitotic DNA replication termination. The record is from RefSeq and is a predicted model, not a curated record.